GCGUGAAACUAACAAUUAUUUACGCGAAAAUAAGACGCGACUUGCGGAUCAAUGUUGUGACCGCGAACUUCAAUUUAGAAUGGACGUCCUUGUUACCAAUCAAUUGGGAUCAACCAUUCUCCAAAGACAGGGGACUCAUCCUAAAAGAAUGAAAAGGAAGCGGAGACCAUCCCCUAAUAGCGCUCAGGGGUGGAUGCCACCAUCGAGCAACACCCAGAACAGCGAUAACCUAUCAAAUGACUGUCGCCUGGGCCUGGUCUCGAUAGUUCAGGCCGUCCACAGCGCGAACGUCCAAUAUAAAUCUAUUGUCGAUGAAUAUUUACGAUGGCGAAAUAAGUUACGGACCCGGUCUAGUUCCAACCUAAAGUCGACAAGAUUUAACAACGAUGAUCUCCAAACAUUGGACGAAGUUAUGAAAACCUACCUCUCAUUAGAUCAGUCUGUUGCUUGGCAACUACUGGCAAACUUGGGCGAAAAGUCUUAUAUCGAUAUAUGGAAGCGGGCGGCUGAGAACAUGGCGUAUUUGAGGAGUCUAUCGAAGCACCAGACACCGAAACAUCUGGAAAAGGCGAGGAACCGAGCCGUCGAUCUUAAGAACUGCCGAGUCACGGUAGAGAAUAGCUUCAACCUUGUCGAAAAAGAGCUUCGGGCUUCCGGGUUCGAUCAUCACUGCGAAGCUAUUCUCGCGAAGAGAGAUAUGCUCUUGAAGUACGAGGAAGCGUACCCCAUACUACCAGAGCCUCGCUCGGUGCCAGAGAUUCAUCAGGAAUCACCACCUACCUUUCAGAUGUCGACGCUCAUUUUCAUCGUCUUUACGGUGGUGGCGUUAAGUUUCAUACCCAUGGGUAUGGCCUGGUCUAGAUCACCCAAUACGCCAGGCUCUACCGGAGAUUCGGACUUCUGGGUGCAAAUCCAAAACACGAUACUUCAACUUCUAGGCCUCUCCACGGCCAUGCUUGUCGCUCACCAGAGGUUAUUCAAUGAUAACACCGCUUGGAAGUAUGCUUGUUACUUUACUAUCGCCGGUGUUAUAUGCGCCGUUCUUGCGGUACCGGUGUAUUUACUUGUGCCGACUAUAUGGUCCUCCUUCUCAUCCUUCCUCGCAAGCAUUAUGCAGGUUGGGGCGACGAUCCAACUAGCUCUAAUCGCGAAGGCGCCCAAGCAAAAACAGCUCUGAAGAGGAACCGUAUUUUGCUUCUGAUGUUAUAUGGGUCGCAUCUCUACGCCGGCUUCAGAGAAAUUAUAGUGGGACAGGAUAGGGGUUAAGCCAUGGGCAUAACAAACGUCGGAUAACGAUCAUUGACUACCUAACUA
Daldinia loculata is the source of this 1314-nucleotide messenger RNA. RefSeq lists its product as uncharacterized. The record is from RefSeq and is a predicted model, not a curated record. The coding region runs from base 80 to 1177 and encodes 365 amino acids. NCBI's taxonomy places the organism in Eukaryota, Fungi, Ascomycota, Sordariomycetes, Xylariales, Hypoxylaceae. The transcript is spliced from 2 exons.